This is a messenger RNA of Papaver somniferum (opium poppy), 1938 nucleotides long. Its product is annotated as ATP-dependent DNA helicase pif1-like. Gene Ontology annotation, biological process: telomere maintenance; DNA repair. Lineage: Eukaryota; Viridiplantae; Streptophyta; Magnoliopsida; Ranunculales; Papaveraceae. The transcript has 2 exons. The record is from RefSeq and is a predicted model, not a curated record. Gene Ontology annotation, molecular function: DNA helicase activity. Bases 1 to 1938 code for a protein of 645 amino acids.
AUGUAUUUUGUUAGCCCUAACGCUGGAGAGUUGUACUACUUACGUAUGUUACUCACAACUGUUAGAGGUGUUAAUUCUUUUGAAGACUUGAAGACUGUAAGUAAUGGAGACGUAGACGAGGUGCACAAUACGUUUAAAGAUGCAUGUAUUGCACUUGGGAUUUUAGCACAUGAUGGAGAAUCAGAAAAAUGUCUUCAAGAAGCAGUGGUUAUGCAAACUAGAAAUCAGCUGAGGAAACUAUUUUGUAUUAUCCUAUCGCAAUGUAAUCCAUCAAGACCGGAGGUGUUGUGGGCGAAAUUUGGAAUGAAUAUAUGUGAUGAUCUACCACAUAGAUUGCGAACAAGGUUUAACAUCCAGAAUCCAACAGAUGAACUGGCAACGGAUUACGGAUUAUACCUGUUGGAUCAACUGCUUCAACGAUCUGGAAAAAAACUAGAAAAAUAUGAAUCAUUGCCGAAACCAAGACAUGAUUGGGGUCAAAUAGUAGGUAACAGAUACAUUUGGGACCAUAGACAACUUCAGUUUGCAUUAAGUGAUUCGGUGAUUCAGUCAGAUAUUGAGAAAUUGAAUGUCGCACAACGUUCGGCGUACAAUGCGAUAGUGGAUUCUGUGAAUGAUCGCAAUGGACGAAUGUUUUUUCUGAAUGGCAGUGCAGGGACUGGAAAAACUUUUUUGUACAACACAAAAGCAAGAAGAUGUCGUAAAGAUGGAAAAAUAGUCUUAACUGUUGCUUCAUCUGGUAUCGCUUCACUACUUCUUGAUGGAGGUCGAACGACACAUUCCACUUUUAAGAUUCCAUUUGAAGUCCAAGACGAUAACAAUAUUAGUAUUAGUAAAGACUCGGAUUAUGCCCAGCUGCUUAAAGAAGUAAGAUUGAUCAUAUGGGAUGAAGUUUCAACGCAACAUAGAUUUUGUGUGGAAGCAGUUGAUCGCCUACUACGAGAUAUUCGCAGUGAUGACAGACACUUUGGAGGUGUAACAGUCGUCUUGGGUGGAGACUUUAGACAGACUUUACCAGUGGUCUCGAAUGCAAGUCGAGAACAAACUGCUGGAGCAUCUAUAAUAGGUUCGUUGCUUUGGGAUUACAUUACUGUCUUGACGGUAAACCAAAAUAUGCGAUUGGAGCAGGAACCGCAAAAUUUGGAGUUUGCUGACUACUUGCUUGAGACUGGAACGAACCCUAAAGAGGUUGUUAAUCUUCCAUCGACAAUGGGUAGAUGUCAAAACAUGCAUGAGCUAAUAUCUUCAGUGUAUCCUCUGUUGGUAAUGGACGAACCAAUGUCAUCCGAAUACUUAACCGAGAGGAUCAUUUUAUCUCCACGUAAUGAAGACGUCCAUAAGAUUAAUAUGGAUGCAUUAGAAAGAUUACAUGGGGAGACUUACACGUAUUUUGCUGCUGACAAAAUGAUUCGGGAUGAUCAUGGAAGGGAUUCGGAUUUUACAACUGAAUUUCUCAACAGUUUAAGUCCACCAGGAACACCUCCAUUUAAGAUAGACCUCAAAGUUGGAUGUCUCAUUAUGUUUCUGAGAAAUCUGGCACCGAAAGAAGGCCUUUGUAAUGGUACAAGACUGAUGGUGACGAGGUGCGGACGACACGUGAUUGAAGCUAAAAUCAUAACUGGAGCAAAAGCUGGUGAAGUAGUAUUCAUCCCUAUAAUAACUUUUCAACCUUCAGCUUCAGAUCUAAACAUACAAAUGGAAAGACGUCAAUUUCCCAUACGCGUUGCAUAUGCGAUGACUAUUAACAAAUCCCAGGGACAAUCGGUGAAGUAUGUGGGAAUUGAUUUACGUACUCCAGUAUUUAGUCAUGGUCAGCUAUAUAUCGCAUUGUCCAGGUGUACUGCUGCAAGGAGAAUUACUUUAUUAUUUCCAAAUGAAUCAAAUGUGUCUUUAGAUCCGGUAACAAAAAAUGUAGUGUAUCCUGAAGUAUUAUUGUAG